This is a messenger RNA of Gasterosteus aculeatus aculeatus (three-spined stickleback), 723 nucleotides long. The record is from RefSeq and is a predicted model, not a curated record. Lineage: Eukaryota; Metazoa; Chordata; Actinopteri; Perciformes; Gasterosteidae.
UGUUGGACUCGUGGCGUCUUAAGGCGGCUGAAAUCUGUUACAUUACAACCUGUAUGGAGAUUUGUCAAGUAAUGUAUUAAGUGACUAAGCCAUAGACUGGGCCCAACAUGUCGCAGCUCCUGCACCUUUCCGCGCUGUGGUUCUACCUUCUCGUCCCCCCGCUGCUGUGUGACAACCGGUUCUGCUACUACAGCCCCAUCCUGGAGAAGGGGAAGAUGUUUAAGCUCAUCGUGACCGAGUGCCCUCCCGAUGAGCUUUGCUUUAAGGCCGACGGUCGCUAUGGCAACCACAGCGCGCUGUCGGCCAGGGGCUGCAUGGCGAAGAAGGACUGCAGCCAGGUGCACAGCAUCACGCUCAAGGGAACUGCCUACACCAUGAGCUACAGCUGCUGUGAUUCCCCGUACUGUAACUCCUGCCUGGGCCUCUCAGCCAAUUUACUCUUCAUCACUGUCACACUCAUGACAGUGAUGACCUGGUGACCAAAGACACCCAGGGCCCUGUGGUAUGGAUUUAUGUAGGGGAGGGGAUGUAUAAAGUGAGCCUUGGUGUGAAGUAUCUGCAGCCUCAGCAUCAAGUAAUGCAAAGAGCCUGCAGUGGUAUACGGCGAAUCUCCCGUCUAAAGACACCAAGCUGUGCGCCCGCCAGAGAUUUUAGCCUCUCCUUUUAUUUUCUAACACUAUUUUAAAGAGUUUUAAUGUCUACAAAUAAAGCUUUAAAUACACA